AUGGAGGCGGCCCCUGGAGGGUCCCCGGCCCCAGCGGUGGAGGCUCCCGCGCCCCAGCCCGAGGCGCAGACCCUGGAGCCCCGCUCGGACAGAAGAGCUGGUCGCCUCUCAUUCUGUACGAAGGUUUGCUAUGGCAUUGGCGGGGUCCCCAGUCAGGUGGCCUCCAGCGCCACGGCCUUUUACCUGCAGCUCUUCCUGCUAGAUGUGGCACAGAUCCCUGCUGCCCAGGUGUCACUUGUCCUGUUUGGAGGGAGGGUGUCGGGGGCAGCUGCUGACCCCGUGGCUGGGUUCUUCAUCAGCAGAAGCAGGAGGACAGGGUCUGGACGACUCAUGCCCUGGGUGCUGGGCUGCAUGCCCUUCACGGCCUUGGCUUACUUCUUCCUGUGGUACCUGCCCCCCUUCACCAACCUCCGAGGCCUUUGGUACAUGACCUUCUACUGCCUCUUCCAGGCUCUGUCCACGGUAAGCCGGGGCGCCUUCCCGGGCCUGGGCCCCUGGAACCCCACUGCUGGCACGUGGUCACUCCCGCAUCGCACUGUAACUUGUGCUCAUGGAUCUGUCUUCUUCCCACACUCCAAGCUCCUCACUGUGGAUGCUCAGGGGUCCCUCUGCUCCCAUUGGGAGGCGCCCUGCCCCUGGGUGUCCUCCCCUCCGUGGGUGGGAGACAUCACCCCACCCCAGUUCUGUCCUGUUCCACAGACGUGUCUCUACUCCAUUGCAGCCGCCGCGGUUGCUGUGACUUACCCCGUGUGUGGUGGUUUGCUCUGCUUGGGGGUGAAGGAGCGGCCAGACCCCUCUGCCCCAGCCUCCAGCCAGGGCAUGAGCUUCCUGGCUGGGCUGGGCCUCACGGUCCGGCACCCGCCCUACCUGAAGCUGGUGAUCUCCUUCCUGUUCAUCUCAGCAGCCGUCCAGGUGGAGCAGAGCUACCUGGUCCUGUUCUGUACACACGCCUCCCAGCUACAUGACCACGUCCAGAGCCUGGUGCUAACCAUCCUGGUCUCAGCUGUACUGAGCACCCCGCUGUGGGAGUGGGUUCUGCAGCGAUUUGGGAAGAGGAUGUCGGCCUUCGGGAUCUGUGUGAUGGUGCCUUUUGCAAUCCUGUUGGCUGCUGUGCCCACAGCCCCCGUGGCAUACGUCGUGGCCUUUGUGUCUGGCGUGAGCAUUGCUCUGUCCUUGCUGCUACCCUGGUCCAUGCUCCCAGACGUGGUGGAUGAUUUCCAGCUGCAGCACCACCACGGCCCCGGCAUAGAGACCAUCUUCUACUCGUCCUACGUCUUCUUCACUAAGCUCUCGGGCGCAGGGGCCCUGGGCAUCUCCACGCUCAGUCUUGAGUUUGCGGGGUAUGAGGCAGGAGCCUGCAAGCAAGCAGAGCAGGUGGUGGUGACCCUCAAGGUCCUCAUCGGUGCUGUGCCCACCUGCAUGAUCCUCACCGGUCUUUGCAUCCUCAUGGUCGGCCCCGGUCCAAAGGUGCCAAGCCAGGACUCCUCUCACCAGCUGAGCCUUCGAAGGAGGACCAGCUACAGCCUCGCUGCAAGUUAAAGCUUUGUGAGCCUAAGAGCAGGAGCCGCACCGUCUGGGCUCGAAGUCCCUGUCUCUUCUCCGCCGUUUAGAACCCCCACUUCGCAGCGUGCACGUGACCUUUUCCCUGGGCUGUGGAGCCUUCAGUGACCUCUCCAGAAGGGACUGGCCUGGGGUCCAGCUGUCUUUUCUUACCUGUUGACCACAGACCACUUCAGAUAAACCUGUGCCCCUGACUACCCGGCUCCAGGUGACAUUUGACCUUGAAAGCAUCCCAAUAGCAGUUUGCCCUGAAAAAAAGAAGCCUCGGCCAGCCUGGCCUGCAGACUCCCCAACAACCUGCUGACCUGACAGGACAGACACACAGACAGACUCUUUGUUCUUCCUGAUGCCCCAGUGGACAUCUGAGAGAGAGACUGACAGACGUGACAUGAACGGGCAGAGUGGGGACAGCUGGGCAGGCUGGGGAUGUUGUUAGGACAGACAGAUGCAGGGGGGCCAGCAGACCCCGGGGGAGCGAAGGGGACAGCAGUGGGGAUGAGAAGGUGGAGCGGGGCACGGGGUGUUCUCAAGCCUUUCUGUCAGGCUGAUGACUGUUCCCAGAGGCCGGCACAGACUGUCCAGCCACAGAGAUGGAUCAUGUUCAUGAACAGUCGUUAUUUUUGUGGGAAUAUUCUUUUCUGAACUUUUAUAAAAAGUACAGGAACCACCAUUUUCUAGAAGCCGUAUCUUUGGAAAAGAUCCACUGAGGUUUAUUUUUUUCAAAAAACAAAAAACCGCAUGACAGGGUUUGUCUUCUACCGAGUCAGUCAAGUGUGAUGGUGGGCAGCCCUCCAUCAUCCCUCGGCCCGGGGGCUAGGCUCCCUUCCUUCCCCUUCGGGCCUUUGGGGCCUCUUAGGUGAGAGACCCGUAGGCUGCCAGAACUGACUCACACACAGAUGCUCGUCCGAGCUCGGUUUAAGCCUCUGGCUUCCUCCACAGAGAGGGAGCGGACCGCCCAGUGAGAGCGCAGAAUGGUAAAAGAAUU
Molecule: messenger RNA, 2545 nt
Organism: Myotis davidii
Lineage: Eukaryota; Metazoa; Chordata; Mammalia; Chiroptera; Vespertilionidae
Gene: MFSD2B
Product: major facilitator superfamily domain containing 2B
Exons: 13
Coding region: 1-1539 (512 amino acids)
Biological process (GO): carbohydrate transport
Cellular component (GO): membrane
Molecular function (GO): sphingolipid intramembrane carrier activity; symporter activity
Source: RefSeq, a predicted model, not a curated record